AAUUUCCACGUGUAAAAAAACAAAAUCCGCGCACACACUCUCACGCCCAGUGGCACGGAGGGAGCAUAGCGACCACGCAGCGCCGCCAUCGAGCUCCGUGACCGUUUUCGUCAUUAGGUAACUUGCGGUCGCGGUGAAUUUCCCACCGAGCUCGAGCCCGUGGAGCCCAUGUGACAAGUUCAACAGUCUUGUGAGGUUUUCUCGCGUUUUCCGGCCGAAAAUCCUGCGAAAUCACUCGUUUCCGUCGUUGCGGACCAGCGGAGAAAGUGGACAGUGUCCGGGCAAGUGGAUUUGCGCGAAAGAAAGUGCGGAUUAAGACGAGUGUCAGUGACAAAAGGAAUUUUCCAGUUUUGUGAGGUUAUCAUGUAACACGUUUCGGCCUUCCGCGACGAGUGGACACGGCUGCAGUAGGCGCCCCAAAGUGAAAGGAUUUCACGCUGCGCCCCCGGCCGGGAAGGACGUUUUUCAGUUGUUAUUCAAUUCGGGCGUCUUGCCUCGAGCGGAGCUGCUGAUUCGGGAGAAGACAAUUGAAUUUCGCUUACAAUUGAAUGUCAAUGUUUGUCGUCUUGUUUGUCCUUACACAAUGAAAGAUUCAGUUUUCGAAUAGUUUCGAUUCAGAGAAAAAAUAAAAACACAAAAUUACAUUCAAAAUGGAUUUACUAUUUGAAAUGUUGGAAGAAACCAAAGAAAUCAAUAGCAGAUCGAGAAUGGAGUCAGGACUGUUGAGCACGUUCCAUGAUGAUCACUUCGAUGGGAACUAUUCCAAAUAUGAUAACAAUUUAGAUCUUUGGUCAGAUGGGAAUGAUGGCAUGGGCUUGCAGCUUUCAGAAACUCUGCACGGCAUUCUACCGAUCGCUGCAAACGAAGAAGCACCGCAUUUCUUCGAAACAGAACUAGAACAUCGUAUUCCUUACAGAUUUGGAUCGGAAAAUGAUGGACUCACGGAGACCAUUAUCGAAAUGGAUAAGGAUGAAGAAGAAGGUUAUCUUCUAACAAAUUACGAUGCUGCCGAUGAUAUGUCCGACAGCAUGUCACCAUCAUUGGAGAUUAUUUCGGUUGAUCCCAAUUGCGAUUUUACCUCACCAAUUACCGUUGAUGAUGACGAUGAUGAGGCAGAAGGCGACGAAGAAAUGGACAGCGAUCGUUGCAGCAGUCGCAGUAGUGAUUGUAGCAGCAAUUCAGAGGUUUCAUCAAUAGCCGACUACGAAAGUCAUUCAAGCGAUGAAAGUGACAUUGAUACAGUCAAUAAUCAAGAAUGUCUAGACAUGAGUCGGAUUAAAGUUGAAGGGCAAAGUAGAAACAAAUUGAAAAACACAAAUAAUGGAAUAUCUACACCAAAGAAAGUAGAGUCUAAUUAUGGUAAAGCUUCUGAUAUUAGUAAUGCUCCUCUUGAUAUUAUAAAUGAGUUAGCUCCAUCGGUAGAGGAUAGAAAUUCCACUUCGCUAAGCUUGAGCGAAUGUGAUGGAAUCCUCGACGCCCAAGUGGAUGACAUUAAAGACUUCGACUUAGCUACAUACAUAACGCAAGACAAUGUCGAUUUCCCGAAACUCACAAAUAAUAGAACUCAUGAAAGUAGUAACAAAGUUCAUAGCAAUCCUAGCAAUUAUUUAGUUAAUUCAGAUCAUGUUAAAAUCGAACCAAAAUGUGAUUCGGAUACCGAAGCUAUUAUCGAUAUUGAAACAGUUCAUGACAACGAAGAAGACGUGAAGCCAAUGUUGUUACGUAAACAAACGAUCGAUUAUAGUUCCUGUGUUGAUUUCAAUGAAAGUUUUACACAAUGUGAUGAUGAUGUUAAGCACGACCCAUCGUGGAGCCCGAAAGCUGAGAAACAGGGAAAAGGUAUUAAGACAAAAGGAGGCCGACAAGCGAAGGGGAAGAAAACUAGCAAUUUGAUGUCACAAUGUAAUCGAAUGCUCAGCAAUAGCUGUGCAUCGAACAAUUUCUCUAGUAAACCGCAUGUAGUUAUGGAUCGGAAAAAGUAUGGUCUCGGUAAAGGGAAGAACAUUUCGAUGUGUACGAAACCUGAGUUGUCCGACUUCUCUGAUUCAGAUAUCGAGAGUGAUUUAGAAACCAUCGAUACUCGCUGUAUAAAGCAAGAAACCGUGGAUUCUAAAGAAACAUGUGCCAUAGAAAGCAAUUUAUGUAAAUCGAACGUGAAUGAACCCAAAACUGAAAAUAAAACAAAUGCAAUUUCUGAACCUUCAACUCCUAAAAUAGAGACAACAGUGAAAGUUGAAAACGUUGCAAUCAAGAAAGAGGAGCCAGUUGAUGUUUCAAAAACUGAAAUCAAAGACGCUCACUGUCCUGACGGUACAAAGGAUGUUUCUAGUCAGGAAAAUGAGAAGGUUAAUUCCGAAGUUCCGCAUUUGGUACCUGUCAAAAAGAAGCUAAAUUUAGAAGAAUACAAGCGGAGAAGAGAGAAUCAACUUAUAGGCGACACAAAAAUCAAAAAAUGCAUACCAUGUGAUCCGAUUCCAAUUCAAGCUCCUUCUAAAAUUAAAAUCGAGGAUAGCAAGAAGACGGACCCAACCCCUGUUCCACCUCAAAUUCAAAACAACCAGAAAACUCCAGUCCCAAAAUUAACACAACCAGCUAAUGGCAAAUCUGGUAAGGAUUUCUACGAUCCCAUCUUGGAAGCGAAAAACAAAGUGCUGCGCAUGCAAGAAUUGAAAAAGGCGGCACAGAGUAAGCGCAUUGAUUCGACAGUAUCUGCGAAAGUUGGCCCGAUCACUCCAAUUCUCCCACUUGAGCAAAUCUGCAACGGAAAAUACAACGCACAAAACAGUUCAACUACAAAAUUAAACCCUGACUACGAGGAGAUAAUAAUUGUUUCAGCAAGUAGUAACACAGAAAUCACGCUACCUCCAGUCUUUGAGAAAUUGGAUACGAACUCGAUUCCAGAUCGCAAAAAUAACCCUCUAACGGCCGUGAUAAAAUCAUCAUCGCUACUUUCCAACAUCAGCGAUACCAUGAAGAAAACAAAUGCAGUGAAAAUAUCUAGUAGUUCCCUUCUAUCUAGCAUCCAAGACGUUGUUCUUAAACAGUCGACUACAACCUUACUAAAUGGAGGUCAACUAUCACAAAAGUCACCGAACAUUGGCGUCUCGCCGCCUAGUCAUUUUUCACCUCAAAAACCAGAAAUGUCGCACACAGACCAAACAGAUACAGUUUCUGCUGAGAAACCUACAGUCAAAGAAACCGGAAGAGAUAUCGAACACGGAGAGGACAAAAUCAUUAUGCAUUUGCGUAAGGAUCGGAUACGCAAGAAAACAUUCUCAGUAUCCAUUCAAACUGAAGAACUACCUCAAUUCCCGCCCUUAACACUACUUCUAGCCGAAAAGCUUUCUAGUAAUCCAACAAACACUGGAAGAAAACGCAAAAGACACUAUCGUUCACGUCGUGAUUCAUCUGCAGCAUCAUCGGACGAUAAUGACUAUCAAUCGUCAUCACGUAGUCAUGUUCGUUAUCGUUCAGUAAGCAGUCAUGGAACAAAUCGUUCGGUAUCCCCGCGUAGUUCUCGUUAUUCUUAUUCAAGUAGUCGUCGUACAGUUUCGCCGUAUCAUAAAACACGUAGAAGAUCAAGCCGAAGUAGUAGUCGCACGAAAUAUGCAUCGGAUUCAUCUGAUCCGGAAACAGGACGUCGAAGUCGUAGUCGUGAACGUCGCACCCGCCGUUAUAGUUCCUCACAUAACACUAGCAGUAGCAGUAGUAGCAGUGACACUUCGUCACGUUCACGAUCACGAAGCCGAUCGUCGCGAUCUCGAUCACGUUCUCGAUCGCACUAUUCGAGUGGGAAUCGACAACGUCGAUCCAGUUUUAGACGUAACACAUCUCCGGCCGUAGAGGAACGUCGUAUCGUCUAUGUUGGGCGGAUAGAGCGCGAAACAUCAAAGGAGGAUCUAAAGCGGAAAUUCAUUUCAUAUGGUCCAAUCAGACAGAUUACUGUGCAUUACAAAGAUACUGGCAUGAAGUAUGGAUUUGUAACGUAUGAAAAGGCUCAGGAUGCUUAUCAGGUUAUUGAUCGUAGCAUGAAUGAUCCGAAGAUAAAUAUGUAUGAUAUUAGCUUCGGAGGCCGACGAGCGUUCUGCAGAGCUACUUAUUCUGAUCUAGAUGGUGCUGCAACCAACAGCUUCCAAGAUCAUUUACCCUAUUCAAAGCCAGCCCUGCGUACCCCAUCAUUUCAAGAGGAUUCUUUCGAAAGUCUUUUGGCCAAGGUCAAAGAAAAACUCACGAGCGCCAAAGCAUCGUCACCGGCUCCAUCAUCAUCAUCGCGUUGUAAAACCUGACAUUUUACAAAGGCUACGGCCCAAGGUACUCGAAGUAGCAAUAGUAACAAAAAGAUUGAAGUCUUAUACACAACAAUCUUCUCAACAAAUACAUAUAAUGAUGAUAGAUUUAAGAAUAGUAACAAUACCGUUAUAAGUAGUAGAAAUAGAUUGAAUGAAUUUCAUGUAAUAUAUUUAUGAUUAUGAUAGUAGGAUUAGGGUAUCGUCACGCGAGUUUCCACUUUGCGCGAGGGGGAGAAUCUGAUUUGCAAGCAACUAUUGCCUGAAUAGAACUGAAAGCAUCCUAAAUUUACUCAUUCAGUUUUAUCUGUAUUGUUUUUUUUUUGUUCGCAUGCUAUUCGAUUUUCUCCAGCAUAUAACAGUAGAUUUAUGAACAUCUAUACACAAGAUAACAUGUAGGAAUAUACAAGAUACUUUACUAUACUUACCAUGUAGCUAGCAACUGUUUUUGAAUUUAGGAUUUGAUAACUGUACACAGAUGAACGUGUUUAGCCCCCCUUUUGAAAUAUGAAUACAGUAAGGAACUCUUAUACGAGUGUAUUGAACUAGUUUUUCCAUCUAAAAUCGUUUUCCUACUCAGUACAAUUUGUUAUAACAAAGCAACAGCAAUACAAUAUUAGGUUUUCGAGUUGUGUCUAAAUAUUCGAUAGUUAGUUAUCAUUAAUUACUUUUAAUCAACUGAAAUGUUAUUUUCAAAUAAUUGAAUUUAUUUUUGAAAGAUGCUUGAACUUUAUUACUUAUUACUUAACUGUUUAAUAUAUUAAAAAUGUAUAAAUACUAAAUACGUUACUGCUAAUGAUUAAAAGAAGGUAAUCGCGUGGAAUAUGACAUAAUCUUAGUAUGCUCAAUUAUUGACUGUUUGUAAUAAGAUUUGUUUUGUUGUUUUACAUUAAAUCAAAAGUGAGAAAAGCAAGUCACUGCCAAU
Molecule: messenger RNA, 5211 nt
Organism: Hermetia illucens (black soldier fly)
Lineage: Eukaryota; Metazoa; Arthropoda; Insecta; Diptera; Stratiomyidae
Gene: srl
Exons: 9
Coding region: 651-4286 (1211 amino acids)
Biological process (GO): positive regulation of transcription by RNA polymerase II
Cellular component (GO): nucleus
Molecular function (GO): transcription factor binding; RNA binding
Source: RefSeq, a predicted model, not a curated record